Puma concolor (puma) is the source of this 1110-nucleotide messenger RNA. It is a transcript of the gene FGF5, whose product is annotated as fibroblast growth factor 5. NCBI's taxonomy places the organism in Eukaryota, Metazoa, Chordata, Mammalia, Carnivora, Felidae. Gene Ontology annotation, molecular function: growth factor activity. The record is from RefSeq and is a predicted model, not a curated record.
ACCAACCCUACAAGAUGCACUUAGAACCCCCGCGGCUGGAAGAAUGAGCUUGUCCUUCCUCCUCCUCCUCUUCCUCAGCCACCUAAUCCUCAGCGCCUGGGCUCACGGGGAGAAGCACCUCGCCCCCAAAGGGCAACCCGGACCCGCAGCCACCGGUCGGAACCCGGCGGGCGCCAGCAGCAGUAGGAGCAGCAGGGGCACGACGUCUUCCUCUUCUUCCUCCGUCUCCUCCUCCCCCUCGGCUUCUCUGGGCAACCAAGGAAGCGGCUUGGAGCAGAGCAGUUUCCAGUGGAGCCCCUCGGGGCGCCGGACCGGCAGCCUCUACUGCAGAGUGGGCAUCGGUUUCCAUCUGCAGAUCUACCCGGAUGGCAAAGUCAAUGGCUCCCAUGAAGCCAAUAUGUUAAGUAUUUUGGAAAUAUUUGCUGUGUCUCAGGGGAUUGUAGGAAUACGAGGAGUUUUCAGCAACAAAUUUUUAGCGAUGUCAAAAAAAGGAAAACUCCAUGCAAGUGCCAAAUUUACCGAUGACUGCAAGUUCAGGGAGCGAUUCCAAGAAAACAGCUAUAAUACCUAUGCCUCAGCAAUACACAGAACUGAGCCAGCAGGCCGGGAAUGGUAUGUGGCCCUCAAUAAGAGAGGGAAAGCUAAGCGAGGCUGCAGCCCGCGGGUUAAACCCCAGCACAUCUCUACCCACUUUCUGCCAAGAUUCAAGCAGCUAGAGCAGCCAGAACUUUCUUUCACAGUCACUGUUCCUGAGAAGAAAAAGCCACCCAGUCCUGUCAAGCCAAAGGUUCCCCUUUCUGCACCUCGGAAAAGUCCCAACACCGUGAAGUACAGACUCAAAUUUCGCUUUGGAUAAUAUUCUUCUUGGCCUUGUGAGAAACCAUGCCUUCGCCUCAGGAGUUUCCACGGGUGUCUUUAUGGCUCUGAAGAAAAACGUUCGGAUACACCUGCAGCUACACUCCACCGUAGUGAAGUCCAGUCACUUGUUUCAGCGUGACUGAAACAAAACUGUUUUCUGAUGGGAACUGAACUGGAAUUCUUUGUCCAACAUAGGGAGCACACUGCUUCAGUCAGGACGACAUAAAGCCUUUUGCUUUAUGCUUCAUGCAU